Messenger RNA from Symbiodinium natans, 378 nucleotides. The record is from the annotation of a GenBank genome assembly. Lineage: Eukaryota; Dinophyceae; Suessiales; Symbiodiniaceae.
AUGGGGGCAGAUGCCAGCGAGUCCGCAGCUGAGGCUGUGUCUGCGGCUCCUGCUCUCAAAGCUUCAUCGGCACCGGCAGCCAGCCGUGGCAACGCCAACGCUGCUGUGCCAGAUGUGUGGAGCCUGUCACUCAGUCACCGUGGCUCCAGCAAAGACUGGCGAGGUUGGCUGACAAAAUGGCAUCCGGCCGCGGCAUUCCAGCUUCAAAUACUGGCCGCAGUGGCAGUUUGGAUGAGGUGCUCAAGCGUUGUGAAGAAGCCCUGUGCCUUCGGCCAAACCCCCGAUCGUCGCAGCCUGAUUCCGAGAUGUGAUGGUGGGUCUCGGCACUAUGCACCAAAGCGUGCACCUUCGUCUGUACACACACAAGCCUGGUUGUGA